Molecule: messenger RNA, 4436 nt
Organism: Labrus bergylta (ballan wrasse)
Lineage: Eukaryota; Metazoa; Chordata; Actinopteri; Labriformes; Labridae
Product: serine/threonine-protein kinase BRSK2
Biological process (GO): intracellular signal transduction; microtubule cytoskeleton organization; protein phosphorylation
Cellular component (GO): cytoplasm
Molecular function (GO): tau-protein kinase activity; ATP binding; protein serine/threonine kinase activity
Source: RefSeq, a predicted model, not a curated record
GCAGCGGCAGCAGCAGCAGCAGUAGAUGCUGUCCCAUCAUCAGAUCACACCCAACGGGGCUGCAGCGCACCGCUCCUCCGGCACCAACACCAUGACACCCCGAUUCAAACCCGCAAUCUGAGCCCGCACGAGGAACUCAACGGAACUUGCACGAGGACACCGAGAGACGGACCUGGAGACUUACGCGCGCACGCACGCAAGGAACCUCGCGCGGAGAGACGGUUUGUUGCAGUGACCAGCGGCCAACGAGGAGGACAGGGACGCCGACCGAGGCGAACUCCACUGCGCCGCGGAUUUUGCGCUUUUCUCUCCCAGAAUCGCGCCCGACACGGAGAUCGCUCCCUGUGAGUCAUUUCACACCCGAACAUGUCAUCGUCGGCAAAGGACAGCGGGCAUUACGCCAACUAUGUGGGACCGUACCGCUUGGAGAAGACGCUGGGCAAAGGACAGACAGGUCUGGUGAAGCUGGGAAUCCACUGUGUCACAUGUCAGAAAGUCGCCAUAAAGAUCGUCAACAGAGAAAAGCUCAGCGAGUCGGUGCUCAUGAAGGUGGAGCGGGAGAUCGCCAUCCUGAAACUCAUCGAGCAUCCCCACGUUUUAAAGCUGCACGACGUCUACGAAAACAAGAAAUACCUGUACCUGGUGCUGGAGCAUGUGUCCGGCGGCGAGCUGUUCGACUACCUGGUGAAAAAAGGACGGUUAACGCCUAAAGAGGCCAGAAAGUUCUUCAGACAGAUCAUCUCAGCGCUGGACUUCUGCCACAGCCACUCCAUAUGCCACAGAGAUUUGAAGCCUGAGAACUUGUUGUUAGACGAGAAGAACAACAUCAGGAUAGCGGACUUUGGCAUGGCGUCUCUGCAGGUCGGGGACAGUCUGCUGGAGACCAGCUGUGGAUCUCCGCACUACGCCUGCCCAGAGGUUAUCAGGGGGGAGAAGUACGACGGGAGGAAAGCAGAUGCAUGGAGCUGUGGAGUCAUCCUGUUUGCACUUUUAGUGGGCGCUCUGCCUUUCGACGACGACAACCUGAGGAAUCUUCUGGAGAAGGUGAAGCUGGGAGUUUUCCACAUGCCCCACUUCAUCCCUCCGGACUGUCAGAACCUUCUGCGCGGGAUGAUCGAAGUGGACGCCGGCAAGAGGCUCACGUUGGACCAGAUCCAGAAGCAUACAUGGUACCUAGCGGGAAAGAACGAGCCGGAGCCCGAGCAGCCCGUCCCCAGGAAGGUGGCCAUCAGGAUGCUGGCUACAGCCGAGGAGAUCGACCCCGACGUCCUGGAGAGCAUGCACUCUCUGGGCUGCUUCAGAGACAAGGACAAACUGACCAAAGACCUGCUGUCUGAGGAAGACAACCAGGAGAAGAUGAUCUACUUCCUGCUGCUGGAUCGUAAAGAGAGAUAUCCGAGCCACGAGGACCAGAACCUGCCGCCACGCAACGAGAUCGCAGACCCUCCCAGGAAGCGUGUGGAUUCGCCCAUGCUGAGCCGUCACGGUAAGAGAAGACCGGAGAGGAAGUCCAUGGAGGUGCUGAGCGUCACAGAGGGGGGGUCUCCCGUACCUGUACGACGAGCUAUCGACAUGGCAACGCACGGUCAGAGCAAAUCUGUUUUCAGUAAAAGCUUGGAUAUCACAAACGCUAACUGCAGCAAGGAAGAAAGGUCGCGGUCGAUCAGCGGAGCGUCCUCCAACCUGUCCACCAGUCCUCUCAGCAGCCCCAGGCCCAACAGGCGGUUUUUCAUCCCGCCCCAGUCCCCAGACCUGUGUCAGUCCCCCAACUGUAGCCCCACCCACUCCGCUGAGGUCCGCCUUAACGGGGUGGGGCCACGCACGCCCAACUCCUACCAGCCAAAGAUGGGGUCCCCCCUCAUGCAUCCCCGCACGCAGACCCUCCCCGCCAAGCCCAAAGUGUCCGAGAAACCCCUCCAGACCACCAGAUCCAACCCCCUCCCCAACACUGUCCAAACACCUUCCACCCCCAAAUCUGAGCCCUCCACGCCUAACAACCCCCUGGCCCCCUGCAUCACCAACAGCCCCCGGGUGAGACGCCACCCUCCCCUUACUGUCCCCCCCAAACUGUCCAUCCCUCUCUCCCCCGUGCCUCCUAUGUCUCCCCGCCGCCGACACCACCUCCACCCUGACCACAACGGCAAAUCUGUCCCCAUCACGCAGGUGACCCCCCACCCCUCCCCCAGAGGGAGCCCUCUCCCCACCCCCAAAGGCACCCCGGUUCACACGCCCAAGGAAAGCCCAGCCGGCACCCCCAGCCCGACACCUCCACCCAGCCCCUCCAUCGGGGGGUUGCCAUGGAGGACACGCCUCAACUCCAUCAAGAACAGCUUCUUGGGCUCGCCGCGCUUCCACCGCAGGAAAAUGCAAGUUCCCACCCAGGAGGACAUGUCCAGUCUGACCCCAGACUCGUCUCCAGAGCUGGCUAAGAAGUCGUGGUUCGGGAACUUCAUCAACCUGGAGAAAGAGGAGCAGAUCUUCAUCGUGAUCAGAGACAAACCUCUGAGCUCCAUAAAGGCAGACAUCGUCCACGCCUUCCUCUCCAUCCCCAGCCUGAGCCACAGCGUCAUCUCUCAGACCAGUUUCCGGGCGGAGUACAAGUCCACGGCCGGGCCGACGGUUUUCCAGAAGCCGGUAAAGUUCCAGGUGGACAUCACCUACACGGAGAGCACCAGCGCCACCAAGGACAACGGCAUCUACUCCGUCACCUUCACCCUGCUCUCAGGUCCCAGCAGACGUUUCAAGCGUGUGGUGGAGACCAUCCAGGCUCAGCUGCUGAGCACCAACGACCAGCCGGGCAUCCAGCCGCAGAUUUCUGGCAGCCCGUUGAGUAACUUCUUUGACGUAAUUAAACAGCUUUUUUCAGACGAGAAGAACCUCCAAGCGUCCCACCCCCCUGGCGCCCCCGCCACGCCUAGCUCCCCCAACAAGCAUGCCCCCAGCAGCAAGCCAAACCAGCCCCCGCCCAAUGACUCUAAAUGCCCCCCCGGCAGCAAAGACAAAACAAAGAUGGCCUCCGGCAACAGGACACAGGAACAACCUUAAGGAGCGGUAGCCGUGCAUGUCUAGAAGCUGAGCAGGUCAUAAACGACAGAGGAGCUGCUGACGUCACUCUUUAGCUAGGAGUGAAACAAAAAAAAAGAAAUCUACUUUUUGCCUAUACAUUUUCUACUCUAUAACGGGAAUGGCUAUUUCAGUUCAAAAGUCGGUCAGUAUUUUACAAUAAGUAGCAGAUGUAGCUUUGUCAUCCCUCCCCUCUGUCCCUCUCUGUGUCCUCGGGGGGGUCUGUCGGUGGGUGUGUGUCCUCCUCACAUGUGUGACGGCUUCACUUGUCUCUGCCACCAGGGAUCAUCCACAAUAGCUAUUAACCUGCAGGGCGGCCCACAGCGGCCCGCCAACACCGCCGCCAAGAGAGAGUCCGACAAACUGAAGAAGAGACUCACAGAGGACUCCUCCCCCCUCUUCACUCCCCCUCCCCCCCUCCCUCCCUCCCUCCCUCUCCGCCGGCAUCAGUAGAGUCUUCUCCCCGAUCAGACCAAACACACUCAGAUGAGUUGUAAAAAGAAAAAAGAAGCCUUAAGACAGUGAUGUUUGUCUAUACACACACACACACACACACACACACACACACCCUCGCCUCUUUUCUCGUUCUUCUCUUUCUCCCACAUGUACAUAAAAACACACACACUGUACGUACUCCUCUACACACACUGCGGGAUGUAAAGUCUGCACACACUGACAGACACGAGCUUGGAGGAAGAAGCAGACGGACGUUUGGACGAGCGCUGGCUGGAUUGUAGUUCUUUUUGAUGAGCGGGCGGAUCUUUGGAGCGCGCUCUGUGACGUUUGUAUAAACGGGUUCUCGCAGCUCAAAGGUUACGAUAAAAAGGGGGGGAGGUGAUGUUACAUAAAUGAAUGAGCUAUUCUGUUGUACAGAUUAAAUAAUGUUCUGUAUGUACAAAGAGUGUAGUUGUGACAUCAUGUUUUAGAGUUGUGUUGCCAUAUUUUUUAUUUUUUUUGUGUUCAGGCCUGGUCACACCAGCCGAGGAAACGUGGAGACGACGAUAUCGCUGAUAGAAUGACAGGAUUCACAUGAUAGUAUUUCUCAUGCAGACUUCUUUUAAAUUCACUUUGACACAAAUUUGAAUCCAAACGAGAAGUCAGAGCUGACCCCGAAGGAAACUCAAAACUCAAACACCGGUCGGCUUACUUUAACUUUCUCUCAUGAUCCGUUUUCACAUCCUGAAAAUAUCUAGAGACUUUCAGGAGGACUGCCCCUGAAUUCUUCCUGAUCUGGUUGUUGACACAUAAGGAGAGACGUGUGUGUGAGAGACGAUCCCUGUCAGACUGGAGGAGGGGGGAACAGGAAACAUAAUGCAGCAGGUUGAUUAGAGCACGGAGAUGGUAGAGGUGGCGUGCAGACAGUCUAUGGUCGU